AUAACAGAUAUGCGUAGAUGUAGAAAAUGUACAAGCUGAACUGGAUCUAGAUCUAUGGUAUUUUUUAUUGCUGGUAUUUUGUCCUACUACUUUUUGUGGAACAGUCGGAGCUUUGUAAGAGCCCCUGAACGCAUCCCGAGCUCAAUGCUGGUCAGUCAGCUCCUCUGUUGUAAACACUGACCAGACGGAGCUCAACUCCGGGCGGAUCCAACCAGAACUUGGAGAGACUGCCAAAGGCACGAUGCACUGAGAGGGCCUCAUCACACUGUGGGUUCAAAAGGAGGGACUAUAAUCGCUUAAAAGUCGGGCAACAAGGUCCUCUCCUGCGUCCACAAUGACCACCUUCGAGGACAGUGGCAUGAACACCUUUGGCCCAGAGCUGCCCGCCAUGUUUGAUGGCGUGAAGCUGGCAGCAGUGGCGACUGUCCUCUACAUCAUCGUCCGCAGCCUGAACCUGAAGAGCCCCACGGCGCCGCCAGAGAUCACCUGCCAGGACACGCCGCUCAGCCGCUACCUGUUCAAAUGCUGCCCGAUGUUGACCAAAGAAUACAUUCCUCCCUUGCUGUGGGGCAAGAGUGGCCACAUUCAGACGGUCCUGUAUGGCAAGAUGGGACGUGUCAGCACUCCAACGCCCUGCGGGGUCCGCAAGUUCCUCCCAAUGCAGGACGGGGCCACGGCGACCUUUGACCUCUUUGAAGCACUUGGAGACCACAGCACAGGAGAUGACAUUACCAUGGUAAUCUGCCCUGGGAUCGGUAACCAUAGCGAGAAGAACUACAUUCGGACCUUUGUGGAUCACUCCCAGCGGCAGGGUUACCGCUGUGCCGUCCUGAACCACCUGGGAGCCCUACCCAACGUGGAGCUCACGUCGCCUCGCAUGUUCACCUACGGUUGUACCUGGGAGUAUGCCGCCAUGGUGGGCCACAUCAAACGAGCUUUUCCCCAGACGCUGCUGGUGGUGGUGGGCUUCAGUCUGGGAGGAAACAUCGUCUGCAAGUUCCUGGGUGAGAACAGAUCAAACCAGGACCGAGUGCUCUGCUGUGUCAGCGUCUGUCAGGGUUACAGCGCUCUCAGGGCCCAGGAAACAUUCCUCCAGUGGGAUCAGUGCCGGAGGCUCUACAACUUUGUGUUGGCAGACAACAUGAAGAAGCUCGUCCUGUCGCACAGGAGAAGUCUGCUUAGCAUGGCCUCCAGCAACAUUUUUGAUGCAGACCUGGGCAGACUGUACGCAGCCACGUCUCUGAUGCAGAUCGAUGACAGCAUCAUGAGGAAAUUCCACGGCUACUGCUCGCUGAAGGAGUACUACGAGAAGGAGAGCUGCGUGCACUACAUCCACAACGUCACAGUUCCUCUCCUCCUGGUAAACUCCUCAGACGACCCACUAAUUCAUCAGUCACUGCUGGCUAUUCCACGCACACUCACAGAAAAGAUGCCCAAUGUAAUGUUUGCCCUGACCCAACACGGGGGCCACCUGGGCUUCUUUGAGGGAGCAGUGCUGUUCCCUCAGCCCCUCACCUGGAUGGACAAGGUCAUAGUCGAGUACACCGACGCCAUCUGCCACUGGGAGAAGGACCGGCCGGCGUGUCGGAGGAGCGGCCACCAGGACGUGAAUUCUUACCAGCAGAGCACAGGGCCAACACUCAGUGGGUAACACACGUGGAGGUCCGGAAACAAAACAGGAGACCAAAUCUACAAAAACACACAUGCACACACUCAGCCUUCUGAACCUAUGGCCUUAUGGUUUACUAAGUAAUCCUGGGAAAUGUAGGAAUUGAUUAAAAAAGGAUGAGUGGAAGCAGGUGCACUAAUUAGUUCUAACUUGAAACCCACGUACGAUAAUAAGAAUACUGGAAGAUGUAAUCUGAUCCCAUAGUGCAUUGUUGCCUCACCUCUCAUUUAACCUCCAGUCUAACACAACGUCAGCCUUUGCUGGUUGAGUCUGGACAGCAGGAUGACUUCUGACCUGCUGCGUGUGGAAGGAAAAGUUUCUGUGUCAGUUACUAAUGAAAACCUUCCUACACUCUGUUGAAAGGUUUAUUUGUAAAAAGCAGACCAGAUCAGUUUUUAUUUAUUUUCCUAAACUAAUUUUCUUGUGCACUCCAGAGAAUAUCAGCUUUGUUGUUUUUGACAUCUCAAAAUGAUUUGGCAUGUUUUUACAGACUCUGGUGUUGGUUUGCUCCUUUAAAGAACGAAAUUUUUCUGUUUUUGCAAAUGAGCUCUUCAGAUAUUAUCAAGUCAGCUUGCAUGCAAAUUAAUCUGGUAUACGUAAUUAUACCACUUUCAUUUCAAGUAUACCUGAUGGCAUAUAUUCAUCCUAUUUGGAAGCAUAUUUUUAAUUUUAAUUCAGAAUUCGUUAGGUUGAUGACCUUAUAUCACAGUGAAUCUGCGACAGGUUUGGUUCGUGACUGAGGUACCUCUGAUGAAAACGUGCUUCUAAUUUACUUAAUUGGAUACAAGCAGAUCUUUUGUUUCCACAAAAAUAUGUUUGAAGUGUUUGAACACCCAGUUUGGUUUAUUUUUAUUCAGUGAGGCAUCAUUUCACUCAUUUUGACACCACACUGCCCUUUUUUUCUCUUUGUGGACCGUCAGCCUUCGUUGUUACUCGUCAGAGUUAGGAAAACGCAGACGUACAGACAUGCUCAUUUUGUGAUGCUUUUCUAACAGUCUUUUCUGUGUCGUUGAAUGGAAAUGCAAGUUCAUUUCAUACAAACUGCUCCAGGUCAGCUUGUCCUGUCCCACAAUGCCUUCCUGUGGUUUAAUUUUCCUAAAUGCUGCUCUCAUUAUCACCACAGAAAAGGUCCUUUUAGACUUUUAAACUGCAGGAAACAAGAUGCUGAAGGGGCGUUCAGGACAGAGCCGGGUCAAACUGUGUUUACAAAGACUUUCUACAGAAAGCAGAGAAGAUUGUGCACGUGGGAGACAAACAGUAAGAAUUAAAUUAUGCACUUACCAAACAAAUGGACCAAAGCACGUUUCACCUAAAAAAAGACACAUGGACAUCUCAUGUUGGACAUUAGUUUGAGGAAUUCUGGGAUUUGUUUUUAAGCUGCUUAUUGCUGCAUACUGGACGGGUGGAGUUUAACAAUUAAAUACAGUGAACAGAGGAGUUAACUGUUGAAACAAAGCACAGAAGACAGGGAAACCACUACGCUAAAGUUUCUUUGUUUUGUCUCAUCUCACAAUCCAGCAUAUUUCCAUGAGAAUACAUGAGGUGUCGAUGAAAGUCUCAAACAUUGAUAACAGGUGAAGUUUCUGUUUUCAUCCUGUCAGACACUGUAAAGGCACUGGGCUCCACCCAAGUCCAUGCUUGUCUUAUUAAUCAACGUUUCAACCGUCAUAUUUAAUGCAACUUAAAUUCUCUAUCUGCCCUUUAAAACACGACUACAUCUGUAUGUGUGUCUGCAGGUGCGAUAUGUCCUGACUGUUAAUGUUCUGCUUGCACUUUACUGUCUUUACAGUUACUGUUGUUCUGUAUGGCAGCAUAUAGAUGUAAACAUUUAUAAUCUAACCAUAUUGUGCUCUGUUCUGAUGUGGUGAACAGCCAUGACUGAUGAGUCAUACUUGAACUAACAGAUUAAUAAAGUUUUUUCACAUCGA
Messenger RNA from Scatophagus argus, 3597 nucleotides. Its product is annotated as monoacylglycerol lipase ABHD2-like. The transcript is spliced from 11 exons. The coding region runs from base 335 to 1651 and encodes 438 amino acids. Gene Ontology annotation, molecular function: monoacylglycerol lipase activity; acetylesterase activity. Gene Ontology annotation, cellular component: sperm flagellum; sperm plasma membrane. The record is from RefSeq and is a predicted model, not a curated record. Gene Ontology annotation, biological process: medium-chain fatty acid catabolic process; sperm capacitation; acylglycerol catabolic process. NCBI's taxonomy places the organism in Eukaryota, Metazoa, Chordata, Actinopteri, Scatophagidae.